This is a messenger RNA of Dichotomopilus funicola, 852 nucleotides long. RefSeq names its product mitochondrial inner membrane protease. The coding region runs from base 1 to 852 and encodes 283 amino acids. The transcript has 2 exons. Gene Ontology annotation, biological process: mitochondrial proton-transporting ATP synthase complex assembly; mitochondrial protein processing. Lineage: Eukaryota; Fungi; Ascomycota; Sordariomycetes; Sordariales; Chaetomiaceae. Gene Ontology annotation, molecular function: metalloendopeptidase activity. The record is from RefSeq and is a predicted model, not a curated record.
AUGGGCGCCUCACAACCACCAUCAUCCUCCUCCUCACCCCCUUCUUCCCCCCCAGACGUCUCCUCGAGCCCAUCACAACCACCACAGCCUUCAUCAUCACCAUCACCACCAUCCUCCGAUUCCCAACCUCCUCUCCCCCGAUUCCUCAAAAACGACCCCGCCCGCACCGGUUACGACCCCUCCCUAACAUGGUGGAUGAACUACUUCAAAAUCAUCACCGGCCAAGUGACCCGCGAAGGCGUCGAGCACUACCGCGAAGACCGAUACCGUGCCAACGAAGAGCGCGACUGCGCCCGCUGCGAAGCCGACCGCGCCUACCUCUUCCAGUACUCGCCCGUGAUCCGGUUCCUCCGCGAGAAGGUCACAGCACUGAACGGCACGCUCGACGAGGAAAAUGUGGUGUGUCGACGGUGUCCGGCGCGGAUCUUUGAGGAUGGUCGCGUGGUGCGCCAGGGUGGCGGGUUUAGCCCGGAUCAUGGGAUAUUGAUUUGUGCGAACGAGAUGCGGGAUCGGAGCCAUUUGGAGGAUACGCUGGCGCAUGAGAUGGUGCAUGCGUGGGACCAUUUGCGAUGGAAGGUGGAUUGGCAUGGGGGUGGGAAUCUGAAGCACGCCGCUUGUACUGAGAUCCGCGCGUCUAUGUUGAGCGGCGAGUGCCGGUGGACGCGAGAGACCAUGACGCGGGGCAACUGGACGCUGACCCAACAGUUCCAAAACUGCGUGCGGAUGCGGGCUAUCCAGUCGGUCAUGGCGCGGCCUGCGUGCCGGGACGAUGUGCACGCGACCAAGGUGGUCAACGAGGUGUGGGACUCGUGCUUCACGGACAAGAGGCCGUUUGAGGAGAUCUACCGUUGA